Molecule: messenger RNA, 3048 nt
Organism: Closterium sp. NIES-65
Lineage: Eukaryota; Viridiplantae; Streptophyta; Zygnematophyceae; Desmidiales; Closteriaceae
Source: the annotation of a GenBank genome assembly
AUGGGGCGGCCGAAGCAGAAGAAGGCGCAGCUGAAGCGCGCCACGCGGAAACCCAGGCGCGGGGCCCACGAAGGCAAUCCGCCGCUGCCGCUGGGCGGGGAGGACGGCAGCGCGGUGGGGGAUGACGGCGGCGGCAGCAACGCGCUCGUCAUCGCGCCCGCUGCGCCGUGCGCGCGGGGCAGCCGUUACCACGAGCCCUGCGAGCGAGUGGACGGGGUCGAAGCUGAGCUGGCAUCCGGCGCUGACGUGGCUGCUGACGUGGCGCUGGACAACGAUGAGCUGGAGCUGGUGGACGACCGCAAGAAGCGGCGCAACAGCAAGCGCGUGCAGCGCAAGCUGCGCCGCAUCCAGCUUCCCCAUUCCCCUCACUCCUUGUCCCUUGCUUCUCCCGUUUUCCCGUUUCUUGUUCCCCGCUCCCCCCCCUCCCUCCCAUUUCGUCUUCACCGCUUCCUCCUUUCCCCCCAUUCCAACUUCCCCGAGUCAAGUAUGUUCCUCAUCACCGUGCUGCUUCCUCAUCAUCACCAUGCUGCGUUCUGCAGGAUCCUGCCGACGGCGGCGGGCAGGUGCAUGUGUCAUUUGAAUGUACUUGCCACUGCUGCUGCCGCCGCCGCUGGCAGAGCACCCUGGGUGAUUGUGCUGCUUGCCUGCCUGUUCGCCCCACUGCCUGUUCGCCCCACUGCCUGUUCGCCCCACUGCCUGUUCGCCCCACUGCCUGCUCGCCCCACUGCCUGUUCGCCCCACUGCCUGCUCGCCCCACUGCCUGUUCGCCCCACUGCCUGUUCGCCCCACUGCCUGCAGCACGAGGCGUCGGCCACCGCACUGCAUCUCAUGGCACCCAGCAGCACAUUGGGACAGGUGCGGGGAGGGUGGGGGGGCAGGAGAGAUGAGAGGGGGACAGGGAAUGGCAAGUGGAGGGCAGGGGAGGGCAGGGGGAGGGCAAGGGGAGGGCAAGGGGAGGGCAAGGGGAGGGCAAGGGGAGGGCAAGGGGAGGGCAAGGGGAGGGCAAGGGGAGGGCAAGCGGCAGGCAAGGGGAGGGCAAGGGGAGGGCAAGGGGAGGGCAAGGGGAGGGCAAGGGGAGGGCAAGGGGAGGGCAAGGGGAGGGCAAGGGGAGGGCAAGGGGAGGGCAAGCGGCAGGCAAGGGGAGGGCAAGGGGAGGGCAAGGGGAGGGCAAGGGGAGGGCAAGGGGAGGGCAAGGGGAGGGCAAGGGGAGGGCAAUGGGAAGCGGAGAAGUGGGGGAGUGAGAGUGGCAGCAGCAAGCAGAGUGGCAGCAGCAAGCAGAGUGGCAGCAGCAAGCAGAUGGUGCAGCGCGCCAAGCAGAUGGUGCAGCGCGCCAAGCAGAUGGUGCAGCGCGCCAAGCAGAUGGUGCAGCGCGCCAAGCAGAUGGUGCAGCGCGCCAAGCAGAUGGUGCAGCGCGCCAAGGCGUUUGUAGAGGCAGGGCUGACCCCUCCUUUAACCCCCUUCCUCUUCUCCCCCCCUUUUCUGCCUCCCUUACACGCCACUAUUUCCCAGCAGGGUGGCAGCAGCAAGCAGAAGGUUGAGCGCGCCAAGGCGUUUGUAGAGGCAGGGCUGACCCCCCCUGCUGCCCUGCAGGCUCUGCUGCUGCGGGAGAGACGGGCGGGGGGGCGAGGGAGGGAGAGUGAGGAGGAAAGUGAGGAAGGGGAUGAUGAGGAUAGUGCGGAUGAGAGGGUUGAAGGCUUGUUGGCGUGGAAGGAUGAGAGGGGGAGGGCGAGGUGUGGGGGAAACGAGGGGGAAGAGAGUGGGGUGGGCGAGAGGAAAAAAGGGGCAGUAAAGGGAGGAAAGGAGGGGAGGGAAGGAGCAGUGAAGAGAGGAAAGUGUGUGGGGAUGGAGGUGGAGAUGAAAGAGAUGGCUGCAGAGGGCAUGGGAGGUGGGGACGGUGCGAAUAAAGCGAUGGCGACGGAAGUGAAGGGGGACACGAGUAGGGAGAGCAGUGGGGAGGAGGGAAGCAGAGAGGAGGGAGAGGUUAGUGAUAGCGAUGAUGGGGAGGAGGGAGAGGAGGGGAAGCAACAAGGUGAAGAGGUGGGGGACAGGAAAGUAGAGGAGAAUCAGGGGUUGCUGGGCGAACAGGAGGGGCACCGAAUGGAGGAGGUCAGGGAUGACGUCAUCAGCGCAGAGGAAGGAGAGCAGCAGCAGGCAGCAGAGAGCAAAGGAGCAGCAGUGGAGGCGGAGCAGAGAAAGCAGGGAAAAGAAUUGGAAGGCAAGCCAGAGCAGGGAGGGGAGGGUGGUGGUCAAGGGGAGCAGGGAGGGCAGCAGGCGGGGCAGAGGGGAGGGAAGCUGUGGGUGCGGGUGGAGCGGCGGGAGGAGAUAGAGGCACAGCGGGCGGGGCUGCCAGUGGUGGCAAUGGAAGGCGAGGUGAUGGAGGCGGUGGGGGGCAGCAACGCCGUGCUUGUGUGCGGCGAGACAGGGUCGGGGAAGACCACGCAAGUGCCACAGGUGAGUGCGGGUGUGUGGGGUGGGGAAGGGGAAAUGCGUGGGUGGGGGGAGGAAGGGGAGGGUACAUGCGGGCCUGCCCUGCCAUCUCCGUGUGCAGUGGGAUGGGGUCGGGCAGAACGACCCAAGUGCCGCAGGUGUGUGGCGGAGGGGCGUGUGGGUGGGUACGGCUCGUCCCUCCCGGGCGGCACAACCGGCAUGAUUGCCGUCACUCAAGCAAGGAGAUUUCUGUACGAGGCGGGGUACGGCUCGUCCCUCCCGGGAGGCACACCCGGCAUGAUCGCCGUGACUCAGCCGAGGAGGGUGGCAGUGCUAGCAACGGCCAAGCGCAUAGCGGAUGAGAUGGGAGUCACCGUGGGCAGGGAGGUGGGCUACCAGGUGCGGUACGACCGCCAUGUGGCGGGCGGCACAGCCAUUAAGAUCAUGACAGAUGGCAUCCUGCUGCGCGAGGUGCAAGCGGACCUGCUGUUGCGGCAGUACAGCGCGGUGGUGCUGGACGAGGCGCAUGAGCGGAGCGUCAACACCGACAUCCUCGUCGGGCUGCUCUCGCGCAUCGUGCCCCUCCGCCAGGCACGUUGGGGGCAAAGGGGAGGGGGGUAG